AUGGAUGACCAAGGAUGUCCCCGAUGCAAAACUACUAAAUACAGGAACCCGUCUCUGAAGCUGAUGGUGAACGUCUGCGGACACACGCUAUGUGAGAACUGUGUGGAGAUGCUGUUUGUUCGAGGAUCGGGGAGCUGUGUGCAAUGUGACACGCCCUUGAGGAAGAGCAACUUUCGCGUGCAGCUCUUCGAGGACCCCGCAGUCGACAAGGAGGUGGAAAUCCGCAAAAAAGUGCUGAAGAUAUAUAACAAGAGAGAUUUUGACUUUCCCAGCCUGCGAGAAUAUAACGAUUACUUGGAGCAAGUGGAAGAUAUAGUUUUUAACUUGACAAAUAAUGUUGAUGUUGAGGACACCAAACUGAGGAUGGAGCAGUACCAGAGAGAGAAUCGAGAUGUAAUCCAGAAGAACAAGGCCAAACUGACCCGAGAACAGGAGGAGCUGGAGGAGCUGCUGCUCCUGGAACAACAGGGCAAUGAGCAGCGCAGACUGGAGGUCCUGCAGGAGGAGCAAAGGCAGCUUCAGACCAAGAGGAAGAACAAGCAGGCUCUGCUGGAUGAGCUGGAGCAGUCUCAGCUUCCUGCCACCAUCCUGCUGGCGCAGCACAAAGCCCGCGCAGCUCAACUGGAGACAGAGAUCGAGCAUCAAAAACAGAGCGUCAAACCUGCCAGCCUGUUUUCCACGGGAAUUCAACAGAACCAGACGGUGUCACUUCAGCCUGUUCCCAGGAUUCAGGAGGUUCUGUACCAGUACAGGCCUCUGAAGGUGGACACCUAUGGACCGGCCGUCCCAGAACUGGAGCAGCUAGGAAGACUGGGAUACCUGAACCACGUGCGUGCCGCUCAGCCGCAGGACACAGCAGGAGGCUACACCACUGCACUGGCCUGUCACCGGGCCAUCCAGGACGCCUUCAGUGGGCUCCUCUCUCUGUAG
Molecule: messenger RNA, 930 nt
Organism: Knipowitschia caucasica
Lineage: Eukaryota; Metazoa; Chordata; Actinopteri; Gobiiformes; Gobiidae
Source: the annotation of a GenBank genome assembly